Messenger RNA from Paraphaeosphaeria sporulosa, 2072 nucleotides. RefSeq lists its product as uncharacterized. The record is from RefSeq and is a predicted model, not a curated record. Lineage: Eukaryota; Fungi; Ascomycota; Dothideomycetes; Pleosporales; Didymosphaeriaceae. The transcript has 4 exons. The coding region runs from base 174 to 2072 and encodes 632 amino acids.
GAUUUUUGGGCCAAUGUCCGAAAACCUACAUCUGGGUAUUGGCAGCAUACUACAAGAGAGUCACCAUUUGACCAUCUUUGCAAAGUGAAUUACCGAUGUGAUUUCUUUCUUCUUUGAUUUGACUAUUUCAUAUCUCAUAAAGUUAUCACUCCUCCGAAUCAUUGCGCUCUAUCAUGCGGGUUUUAAUCACCUUCCCCGCUCUUUGGAGUAUACGUGUUUUAUUUGCAAAUGCUAUCGACUGCUACACGCUACAUCAUCCUAAUGAAUACCCAGUUCGAAAUACAUCACAACUCAACAAUUCCCUCGAUGGCCCUGUCAUAGAGCUCUGCGGCACUGGUGGCACCCAUACAAUUGCUCAUCAGACCGAGGGUGUGUCUUUUAGCAUCACGCGUACAACUCCCCAAAGUUUUAAAGAAUGCAAGGAGUCGUUUGUCGACAUAAUCAGCCAAUGCGUCAAUGGCUUGGGCCUUCGCGGAGGCGAGUUAGAAGGGGCAAAUGGAACCUUGUACAGAAUUUCCUUCGAAGAUCCUGCUGACCGCCAACUUGUUGCCCGCAGAGCAAGAGGUGGCAGAUCCAAAAGCACCAGACCCAAGGCCACGAGGCCUAAGAAAAUAAUUCCGAAGAAGACGACUCCCAAGAAGACGAAGAAGAAGUCGCCAAAUAAAAGGCCGAAGAAAUCGUAUCAGAAGUCUCAUAAGAGCACAAGUGACAGAAGAGAAACAACCUCUACCAGUCCCACCAGAGCAAAGCCUACCAAGUCAUGCAAGCAGAUGUAUGCGUUGGCCGCGAAGGCCGCAAAAGUGGAGGCCUUGACGAAUGAGAAGAGUACUACAGCUCUGGCUAAGCGUGGUGAGUACAGUAUUAAGGUUCCCAUCGUGGAGAAGCGAACGAGCAAGCCCGGGGGGAAUGGUUGCGCGUUCCCCAUAAUGGAUGCUCUGGACUACCCUGAAGCCAAAAAAAUGCCUAGUGACGCAAAGUACUAUGGUUUCUCCUCCCCCCUGGUCUGCGACGCUUUCGGAUUCAAACAAAGCGAGCGUCCUGCACCAGGCUUUGUGCAAGGGGAUUAUCAAAUUGAACAUGUCCUCGAAUGGCAAGUUGUGACAAAAUUCUUCGACUGGCUCAAAUUGCGCAAAUUUUCAAAAAGCGCAUUCGAUAAUCCUGACAGAAAUGCGCUGGACAAGAAUGGAAAACGUAGGCAGAUUGGGUUCUGCGAGUAUCUAAAAGUUACCUGGGACAACCCGACACCACCAACUUUCAAGCUUGCCUUCUCAAAGGACGACCAGGAACGAACAGCACUUGGCCAUAUUCAAUGGGCGUACCCCGGCAAAAAUCAUUUCGAAAAAGAGUUUGUCUACCUGCAGACCACAGUGAAUGCCCCGGCCAAGCAACAGAUGUGGGAUUUCAAAGACACGAAUCGUAUCUAUGGAGACAAGACUAGCACAAGAUUCUACAAGGACAAAACUACUAAGAAAAACGAGCAGAAGCUACGCGUAGGCAUGCCGGACCUAAUUCGGGGCCACAAAGCCUUUGGCACGAAGUUCCCCCAAAAGGCCGCUAACAUUGACGAUUCCCGGGCAGCCUACCUCCAGUUGAAAUGGAUUUAUGGUGCACGACGAUACCUCAAGCAUCCUGACAUCAAGAAAAUUUUCAAGAUUCAGAAGGAGCGCAUAGGGGGUGUCCUCGACGCUCUGGACACAGAGAUGGAAAAUCACCCCAAGGAAACGAAGAAGGGGACACAGGACGCAUGGAAGAGGCAAGGACUCAAGAAGCUUUGGGAUGAAUACAUGGAUAUGAGAUUUGAGAUGGCUAAAGAAAGAUCUGUCAACGACAUGGAUACAUAUAUCCGAUUGCUGGAGAAUGUGUGGUUACCCAAGAGUGGAGAAGGGAAGGAUACUAAGAAAGAUCCCAAGGGCAAGGGCAAGGGCAAGGGCAAGGGCAAGGCGACGAGUGGCAAAGCGCAUGAUGACGUUAACUUGGAGAAGGAUCGAACAGUGUUCUUUGCUCAGAUCAAAGAAUUGGAAAAGAAAUGGUUGAUCGAGAAGGCUGAGCCUUGGAAUGCACCGUGGCUGUAG